AUGGCUCCAGAAGCGGCGCGAGAGCGUGAAAUGCACAGGUACUACCAGCCGUGGCUCGAAACCUUCUUGUCGACCGACUUUGAACCUGCCUCGGACUUUCCUCCCUCUGCUACUCAGGCUGAUGCCCAUCGGCCUCGUUCCUCGCGAGACAAGGCGUUGACUGCAUUUGCGCAACUGGGCUGCCUCCGCCUGAACGCCAAAAGAUGUAUAGUCACUUUGCUGGGGACUACGAGGCAAUAUAUCAUAGCCGAAGCUACGAAAUCUCUAUCGCUUUUGAGCGAUGACCACCACGAUGAAGGAGACGAGUUGUGGUUCGGAAAUUCUUUCAUUGAACGAGACGGUGGCAUCUCGGCCGACGCUAUGUAUUGUGACAAGUAUACCGCCUAUGAUCCAGAUGGCUCUUCCUUCACCACCGAAGCGUUAGUUGUCAGCGAUAUCGCCACACAUGAGAAAUACAAAACUCGAGGGUACGCUGGUCGGGGUGUUUCGUUUUAUUGUGGCGUGCCAAUCACCACUCAAUUGGGCCAUGUCAUCGGGGUGUACAACGUCAGCGACGACAAGCCCCGCGAGGGUCUCACGGCAACUGAACUUCAUUUCCUACGGGACAUGUCCGCUAUCGUCAUCCAACAUUUGGAAAGUGUACGGAAUGAUCGUGCCAGGAAGCGAGGGGAGCGCCUCAUUUAUGGGAUUGGGACAUUCAUCGAGGGCGACAAGGCUGAAGGGAGUGAAGACGAUUCCAGUUCCCAACGCGAUAAGUCCAGUAGCUCCAAAUCGAGCCAGAAUACCCAUCCCGAGGCAACCAAGACCGCUGAAUUCAUGGGUUUGGUGAUUGGAGACGCAAAUACACCUGCGGAAGACUCCAAACUCGGGGCCCUUACCCGCGACCGCGCAAAUGGCAGAAUGACACCAAAGUCUUCAGGCUUCAGUCAGAAAGGCAUCCUCAACCACGUAGCCAGACACACGCAAUCGGCGCAUUCUGCUAAAUCAGCCAAAGACAAGAUAAUGCAAGAGUCUCACCAAGUGUUUGACCGUGCCGCCGCUGUUCUCCAAUAUUGCCUCGACGCUGAUGGGGUUGCGUUUCUGAAUGCAAGCUCCGCGAAUCUGAGCUCAGGUUCGAGCAUGAAAACAUCUGGAGCUGCUCUAUCAAAAUUCCAUCAUGAUAAAUCCCAAGGAAGACAUCACUCAGACCAUCAGAACGGAAUGGACGGCGCCGAAUCACAGCAAGGGCUUGCGAGGGACGAUUCUCUCUCCUCCAGCGACGAUACUGCGAGUACGCGGAGCAAUAGCGACUCGUCUGCUUCCCAAAGCAGGAGUCAAAAGUGUGAAAUUCUGGGUAUCUGCACAAGCGAUCCUAACCAGUCAAUCAGCAUCGCCGACCAGACCAUGCGGCGUCUGGUUCGACGUCAUCCGAGAGGAAAGUCCUUUACAUUCGACCAGUUUGGCAAGCCAGCCUCCAGUGACGAGAGCUCUGAGUCUGCGUCGGCUGUGGAUAUUUCCCUCCUGGAUGCUGACCAAGGAUCGAAAGCAGGAAAGCAUAUUCCCACCACCAAUUCUCUGUUGAAAGCACUACCCGGAGCAAGGAAGAUUGUCUUUCUGCCGUUGUGGGAUUUUGCGAAGGAGCGGUGGCAUGCUGGACUGAUAGUUUGGUCGAAUGAUGCAGGCAGUCUGACUAACGUUGAGGACGAUAUGGUUUACCUGAAAGCUUUCAGCAACGCGAUUGUGAAUGAGCUCAAUCGCAUUGAUCUAGCACUUUCCGAUACUGCCAAGUCAACAUUUCUGGCCAAUAUCUCUCACGAGCUACGCUCGCCUCUUCACGGGAUUCUGGGGAGUAUUGAAUUCCUGCACGAUACGGCCAUGGAUGACUUUCAAUCCUCUAUGGUCAUCAGCGUUGAAACGUGUGGCAAGACGUUGCUCGACACAGUCAAUCAUGUCCUUGAUUACGCGAAGAUCCACAGUCUGUCCAAAUCUCAGCGACAAGACCCCGCUUCUAGUCCGGGCCGUGCGCAACGGAGCAAACCUGAAACCAAUCUGACGGAGGAUUUUGAUAUGGCGGUUGUGGUGGAAGAAGCCGUUGAAGCUGUGUACGCCGGCCAAGUCUUCCGAACCGCCAACGCAGACGCAUUGGAAGGGAAAUCGCCUGUUCAGACGGCCGCGAGUCGAGCCAUGCAACAACGCCUGGAGCGACGGGCCAAUAUCAGCAAAGGCUCGGCCAAAGCAGCAUCCGCGGUCCGCCUUACCUUGAACAUCGACGAUCAUACCAACUGGUGGGUCAGAUCUCAACCCGGGGCUGUUAGGCGGAUUGUCAUGAACAUUCUGGGGAAUGCCUUGAAAUAUACUAGCAAAGGGAGUAUCAAUGUUGCGCUCGAGGUUGAUCGCUCGCGUAACAAGGCGAGCUCGAAUCUACACAUGCUGCUGAAGAUUGCCGACACCGGCCGCGGCAUGUCGGAUGAUUUCAUGAAGAAUCACGCAUUUACUGCAUUCUCCCAGGAAGACACUUUGGCUACAGGUACAGGCCUUGGGCUCAGCAUUGUCCGACAAAUUGUCGACUCUCUUGGAGGCAAGAUCGAUCUGUCAAGCGAGAAGGACGUGGGCACCGAAGUACGAAUCUGGCUCAGACUACCAAAGAGUCAGAAGGAUAUCAGUUCGUUGCCCGAAGCAAACAUUAUUCCAGAGAUGCGCCAGCGCACCACGGGACGAGAGAUGUGUAUGCUCUUGCCCUAUGAUGAGAAGAGCAGCGAAACCGAUGUCCGCCAUCUUGUCCCGAUGCCGACGAUAGAGAGCUCAAUGCGGAACUUGGUGUCUCAGUGGUUCCGAAUGAAGAUCACCACGACCAAGACCAUGGAUGGUCUCUCGCCGGACUUCUUUAUCUAUCCUGAGCCACCACCUAUUGACUACCUAAUUGACUACCACGGCAAGCCAGAAACGGAAAGAGAAGUCCCCGUUAUCAUCUUGUGUACGAAUGCAUUCGAAGCAGCAUCCUUGAGGUCAAACGGCAUCCACUACCUUACGGAUAUUGGCAGAGUCAUCGAGGUGAUUGCACAACCGUGUGGGCCGCAGAAGCUUGCUAAGGUGCUUCAUCGGUGUAUGCAACGGCUGGAGAUGCUACAAAAGGACCAUGCGAAAAAGCCCUCGAAAACAGCAGCGUUAUCUUUCGGGCGAGACCGAAUUGUGGAUAACGAGAGCAGCCGAGCAAGUGAGGAUAUUUCCAGGCCAGAUGAAGAAGCAGUUCAGGACGUUGACCAUACCUCUACGCCUGAUGGUGACGGUAUAGCCAAGCGCCAGUCGGUCGAUGAUUUGCGCAAGGUUCCCACCGAGAACCAGUCCAACUCGAGAAAACCAUCAUUAGUAAAAAUGGGGACUUCAGAAGAGGUGGUCACAUUAAACCAAUCAGAUGUUACGCAAAGCGCUGCCCUGCCUCGAGAACCCGACACGAACAAUUCCCGCGUCCUGGUGGUCGACGACAAUCACAUCAAUUUGCACCUCCUCGUUACAUUCGUUCGCAAAGCAGGCUACCCCUUCGAGUCGGCCACUGAUGGAUUGAAGGCUCUAGAAGCAUACAAGAAGAGCGUCCAAGAGGGUGCUGGUCAAAAUCCCUUCAAACAUAUCUUUAUGGACAUUUCCAUGCCUGUGAUGAAUGGGAUAGCUUCGGCUAAGGAGAUUCGACGAUUCGAGAAGGACAACAAGGUUAGCCCACCCGCUAAGAUCAUCGCUCUGACGGGUAUGGGCAGUGAUGUUGCCCACAAUGAGGCGAUCGACGCCGGGUUUGAUGAGUUCUUGAGUAAGCCGAUUAAGUUCAAGGAUCUGCAGAAACUACUGGUCUGA
Molecule: messenger RNA, 3822 nt
Organism: Fonsecaea monophora
Lineage: Eukaryota; Fungi; Ascomycota; Eurotiomycetes; Chaetothyriales; Herpotrichiellaceae
Exons: 3
Coding region: 1-3822 (1273 amino acids)
Biological process (GO): phosphorelay signal transduction system; phosphorylation
Molecular function (GO): phosphorelay sensor kinase activity
Source: RefSeq, a predicted model, not a curated record